Molecule: messenger RNA, 706 nt
Organism: Durio zibethinus
Lineage: Eukaryota; Viridiplantae; Streptophyta; Magnoliopsida; Malvales; Malvaceae
Product: small ribosomal subunit protein eS17w-like
Biological process (GO): translation
Cellular component (GO): ribosome
Molecular function (GO): structural constituent of ribosome
Source: RefSeq, a predicted model, not a curated record
CCCUAACCGUAACCCUAACAUUUCUCGCUCACCUGUCUGCAAAACCCCAGCCAACCACUCAGCCUCCACCGCUUCACCGCUCCAAGCCAUGGGCCGCGUCCGCACCAAGACAGUGAAGAAAUCGUCUCGCCAAGUAAUUGAGAGGUACUACUCCCGCAUGACUCUCGAUUUCCACACCAAUAAAAAGAUCAUCGAAGAAGUGGCUAUUAUUCCUUCCAAGAGGCUCCGCAACAAGAUCGCUGGCUUCUCGACCCACUUGAUGAAGCGGAUUCAGAAGGGUCCCGUUCGUGGCAUCUCUUUGAAGCUUCAAGAAGAAGAGCGCGAGCGUCGCAUGGAUUUCGUCCCCGAUGAAUCGGCCAUCAAGGUUGAUCAAAUCGAAGUUGAUAAGGAAACUCUUGAUAUGCUUUCGGUUCUUGGGAUGACUGAUAUUCCUGGGCUUGUUAAGGUUGAUCCGGUUACUGUUCCGGUUCCUCAAAUCGGGUUCGGUCGCGGUGGUGGACCCGGAAGGAGGUAUUAAGUGGUGGGUUCCCAUGGAUUUGAUGGGUUCUUAAUCUCAUCUUUGUUAUGUUUAUUUUAGGGUAGUUUUUUAAUUUUAUGUUUCCUGUUGGAACCAUUUUAGUUGUUACUGAAACUUAUUGAGGCUUAUGUGUACUUGUUUUUUAAGGCAUUUGAAAGGGGUAAUUUUAGUUUUUGGCAUGGUUGAAUU